Molecule: messenger RNA, 968 nt
Organism: Aspergillus alliaceus
Lineage: Eukaryota; Fungi; Ascomycota; Eurotiomycetes; Eurotiales; Aspergillaceae
Exons: 4
Coding region: 91-333 (80 amino acids)
Source: RefSeq, a predicted model, not a curated record
UUCUUCACGUCCACUCCAACGACGUUUAAGCACCCUUCCAUCGUAUCACUAUUCUUCGCUAGUCGUAUUAUCAGCAAUAGUAGACCGAUCAUGUUCAAAAAAAGACGCUCCUGGGCAAGUAAUUUCUCCCAGCCAGCGACGGUGAAUUCCUCCGCUCGAGCACCGACCCAGCGUCAAAUCGCGCCAAACAGGUACCUCCAGCGACCGAAUCUACAGGCCCUCUUGGAACGGCUCUUCCCAGAUCAUCCAGAUUUGGAUUUCCACAUCCGAUGCGACGAGGAAAUCUGGUCGUUUGAUGCACCACGGGAGGUAACCGCAAGAGAGCUCAAGUAGGCAUUCUCCAACCCCUGAGUGAGCCUAAGGCUGUGCUGAGUGGCUGACUGAGGGACACGUUAUCGCUUCUAGGGAAGCGUCUGAUUGACAGAACUCACUCUUAGUGGUCAGAGUAGUGUGGCAGUGGAUAGUCGGAGGUGUGAUUGCUGAAAGGAAGCGCUUGGCCUUCUUUGAGCAAGGAUUGGCGGUGCAGGGCGCUUGGCUAUCGUGUUGCGAGGGCUUUUCUUCCUGCACCUGUUUUUUCUUCCAUCAUGCUGUUGUCCAGCAUAAUAUAAACACCAAAUGUUCGGCGUUGUUUAGGUCAGACGCUAUUGUAUUGUAUUAAUUGAGGUUUUUGAUUGCACAUUUCCCUUCAUUCCGUAAUUAGUUAGUUUACCAUCGCAAUGAUUGCCCAGGCCCAAGAUGUCGAGACACCAAUCCCUCAGCCCUUUAGUCCUUUCAGCUUGAUGCCGUACCAGGACGACUAUUGGUAUAGAGCACACGACCGCAAUUGUUUCAAGGACGAUGAAUCAAAUGUACAGGUUGACUGGACAGAUAUUGACGCAGAGCACCGCGCAACGAUGAGAGCAUUGAGGUCAUCAGCCGACAUACAAUCAUAUACAAGUCGGGCAGAGCUGCACCCAAGCGGACUUCGG